AUGAGAGACUCACGAAAAUACUUUUCUUGUUCUAUCUAUCUAUCUAUCUAUCUAUCUAUCUAUCUAUCUAUCUAUCUGGUACUGAUAAAACAAUUAUUCUUUCCGUUUUUAUUGUUUUUUUUAACGUCGCUUAUCUAUCUAUCUAUCUAUCUAUCUAUAUCUUUAUUUUUCUCAUUCACCAAUACUGUAUGUCUUUCUCUUCUUUCUCCUCAUACUCCAUCUUCACAUCUUUCUUCCUUUAUCACUGACUUUGUUUCUUUCUUUCUUCAUCCCAAAUGCUCCCCUAUUUCUCCUCGUCUCUCUUUAUGCCUCCCUAUCUUACAAUUUUUGCUCUCACUUUCUCUCUAUCAUUCUUUCUCGUUCUCUCUCCUUCUGCCUUUUCUACUUCUCUCUUUCUCUAUGCCCUACAAUCUGUCUCUCACUUUUUCAACAUGUUAUCACUACCAUCUUUCUCUAUCUUUUUCUCCUCUUUUUUCACUCCAUGUCACCCUUUCUUUUUCUCUAUCUCUCGCACUCUUUCGCUCUCUUUCUUUUUAUAUCUUUCUUUUUUUUUAUUUCGCUCUUUCCUUCUCUUCUAUUAUCAUAAUUUUAUCUACGACUACCUCUUCUCUCUUUCCAUCUUUGUUAAUCUUUCUCCUCUCCGACUGUCUCUUUCCCUCCUUAUAUUUCUAUAUCUCUUCGAUCUCAUCUCACUCCAUUUCCUUCUUUCUCUUUUUUCUCCUUUUCUCAUAUUAUUUCUCUUCCUAUAUUUCUUUUUUCUCUCUCUCUCUCUUCUACUAA
Molecule: messenger RNA, 780 nt
Organism: Acanthosepion pharaonis
Lineage: Eukaryota; Metazoa; Mollusca; Cephalopoda; Sepiida; Sepiidae
Source: the annotation of a GenBank genome assembly